Molecule: messenger RNA, 1041 nt
Organism: Prorocentrum cordatum
Lineage: Eukaryota; Dinophyceae; Prorocentrales; Prorocentraceae
Source: the annotation of a GenBank genome assembly
AGGGGGAGGGGGCACACUCUUCCCGCCGCCCCCCCACGCUCGUCUCCCCGCGUAGCCAUUUUGGCUCAAGCUCGUGACUCUUCUCAGACUCGCCCGCAGGCCGACUGGGCGCGAUGCCAGUCACCAUCAAGGACGGGUUCAGUGUGAUCGCAACUGACGAGGACGUGUCGAUCGCGAAGAGCUGGGUCGUGAAAAAAACGUUUUCCGACAAUCGGUCGCGGGUGCUGUGUGAUCGGUUGAACGCUGGCUUCCGCGCGUUCUGUUUGAACGGCUUCGACAUGCUGGACAUGAUGCACGCCAAGCGGAGCGAGGUGUGCGACCCCCUCCUCGCCGCUGCUGCCGCCCCCCAACUUGACGAGGAGGCGGAGAUUGGCCCCCCAGCGGCCAAGGUGGCCAAGAAGGACGCCUUGGACCAGAUCCCAGGCUUCGUCAGCAUCACCGUGACCGACGAGAGCGGCGGCACCCACACGAUGAACGUCAAGUCGGCGGCAUAUCGCCGCACGCAUCUGCAGAUCGAGAUGCUACCCUCCAAUUUGGAAGUCUUGCAGAUGAAGCCUCUGGUGGUGGCCUCGGGCGACUGGGCACCCGUUAUCGACAACCCUUUGGUAUCGUGGCUCGCGUACCGCCACGCCCUCUCGGUGUCGUAUUGCUGCGCCAACAAGGGCAAGGUCCUCCACAAAUCUAUGAAAGUACCGACUAAAGGCGACGCCCAAUGCAAGCAGGCCGAGGCCGAGAAGAUCGCAGCCGUGUUGCUCGAGUGGCGGGCGCAGCACCACACGGAGCCCUCCAUUAAAGCUUGAUGCGGGUGGUUGGCCAACGCACGUCGCCGUGCGUGGGCGUAGGUGUCGAGCGCGGCCAUCCUAGCUCGUGUUCUUUAGGCCCCCUCGCACUGAGGCAGUUCUCAAGAAUUCAGGCGCUGCAUGAGCGUCCCAGAAGCGAGCUGGUGUCGGGGAGUGCCAGCGUAUCGUGCAGGGGUGGACGCUGCGCAAGAAGCCAUCGCCCCAGCCCAGCCCCACCUCCAGCUAAGGCCCAGGUCCAGCU